Laccaria bicolor S238N-H82 is the source of this 2661-nucleotide messenger RNA. RefSeq lists its product as uncharacterized. The record is from RefSeq and is a predicted model, not a curated record. The transcript has 8 exons. NCBI's taxonomy places the organism in Eukaryota, Fungi, Basidiomycota, Agaricomycetes, Agaricales, Hydnangiaceae. The coding region runs from base 1 to 2661 and encodes 886 amino acids.
AUGUCUACUCCUCGAAAAAGAUCUGUUCCUGAUGAAAAUUCCCCACCUGCCAGCACCUUCAUUCCGUACACUACACCACCAAUAUCAACUGUCAAACGAGUGUGGCGGCAGGUUCUCAAGGAUGUUACACCUGCCCAACUCAAUGAAGCAUGUCAAUCUUGGAUCGAAAAACAAAAGGAGAGGGCUCAAGAGGAGGAGCUUAGGUUGAGGGAGGCUGAAGAAGAGAAGGAGAGGCAGACAACUGAGCGGCUAUCCGACGCUCUAUGCGUAUCUAUCCGAACUCCUGCCACCAACGACCGACAGCUUUCAUCUCAGGUCACCCAAAUGCUUUCUCAUCACGGCAUCCAUAUCAUCGAGUCCAUUCACCAGUGUCAACCUGCAGCAACAGAUGCUUGGAUGGCUGCUAGGUUGAAGACCCUGCUUGUCGAAGAAGGAGUUCAACUCGGCAGUGACUUUUCCCUCGCCAACCUCUUGACUGACGCUCGAACCGCUGCACCAAAUUUCUUUUCUUUUCUUUGCAAUCUGAACGGGUAUUCCGCUGAUGCAACGCUUGAGCGACGCAAGAAAAAGGAUGUUGUUCUUAGCACUGUUAUGUGUAUCAUUGCCCAAACAAAGAACGAAAAGGCAAGUGAAUUUCAGCUUGUAACAGCCAUUUACCUCCUCGCAAGUGGAGCGUCUCGCUCGCUUUUCAACGUACUCAAUCACGCUGGCUUCUCUCUCUCGUACUCAUCCGCGAUGGACAAGAUCAAACUCAUGGGGAAAGAACGGCUACAGUGCAUCUGGUCCUUGGUCCGCGAGAAGGUGUGUAUGGUCAUUUGGGACAACAUCAACAUUGCCUUUCGCGUGAAUGAGCAGCGACAAGCCGCGAAGAAUCAUUUCGAUAACGGAACGACUGCCACUCUACUCCCACUUUUCAACGUUCCUUACGGUUCCAUCCCUCUUUCGGUAUUGCCAUCACGUCAGGUUCGACGGAAUGUCUAUGAUUUCCAACCCCAUAUCGAUCUUCUACCAACCGCCGACCAAGUUUCAGAGCUCCAGACUUCCAUGAUCUGGCAUAUCGAAGACAUCCUGCUCAACACAUUUCCAGACAUUCGUCAGUGUCUGAAAGGCGUUGAUUUGUCUCCCCCCAUGGUCCUUGCAAUCCCAGUUCAUAAAACAGAACAAUAUCCACUUCCUGCCACGCUCAUUGAUGAAUCGACAAUUGAUGGUACACUUGACAUCGUCGAUCAUAUAUUUUUCCGCACGUUAGGUCUCACUGAAGAUGAGAUAAAGAAGCAUGGGCCCUUUCUCAGUGCUUCUGCAUCUCGACGAACAGAUACUUCCCUUGUCGAUAGCCCUGGAAAGUUCAUGAAACCUCAAAUUGGUCUCUUCCACGGAAAGGUGGCCGGAAGUCGAUGCACGGCCAACGAACACUGGGGUGUCCUGAAUAGCAAGUCCCCUUGGUCUCUCUGGCGAAUGAACACCUUACUUGGCUGGAAACCCAUCACAGCUGGUUGGAAAGCCAAGCAGCUGCCGCCAUUUCGACCCAUUAUGGAGCUCAUGUUGCAGCUGGCACUUCUGGCAAACAUCCUUGAUGGUUUUCGUUUGUACUGUCCAGGUAAUGACCUCAAAAAAUGGACCUCGCAGAUUAAGACCCGUGAGGAGCUUUCCCGGGUUUCGAAAGCUGUUUUCGAGGAACUUUUUUCAGCUCAGCGGGUAACCAAACUUCGUAAACUCAAGACGCGUGACGUUCCUCUCGAAAAUAUCAUUUUAUUCAACCGUGACGCUCUUAUACUCCUUGUGCUUACUGCAGCUAUCAAACAAGGGGAUAUCGGAACAGUGAUUAAUGUCCUUGCACACUGGGUACUCAUGUUUCAUGGGUCAGGAAAGAUGCCAAAGUAUGCCGAUGCUCUUUUUCACACUCUUAUGGAUUUGAAAACAAUGCACCCUCAUCUUCGCAAUGCCUACUUGAUGAAUUGGUUGGCCAAUUUAUCGGGCAGGCCAAAUGGCUUCAAAGAGAUGGACUUACUUCAAGAGCAUCAAAAUUUCUGGCUUAAGAUUAUUUACAAUGCCAAAGGCUCUAACCGGAGCUGGGAAUGGCUUGCGAUGGUCUCUGUUUCAAUAUUUGCCCUUCGGGAAGUCAUUCGCCAGGUUCAGACCCACUUCAAAACACCACGCAACAGUAAUUCCCACACAAGUCCAUCCACUGAAGCUGAUGUCCAGAUCAUCCACAAUUACCUUGUGGCUAAUAUGAUUCAAAGCUAUACACCCAGUCGCUUGAAUAAUGAAUGGGCAACUCCCUCACAGGAUCUCAUGGUUGCAGGUGCCGUUUACGCAACAACCGCAUCAGCCUAUCGAAAUUUCCGGCCAGACAAAAGACAUGCAUAUUUUGCGUCUGGGACCAGCAGCCCCAAAACUUCAAGUGUCGAAGAGACUCCAGACCCAUGUGACUUUCAGGAAGACCCAGGACUUGAUCUUGGGGAUCUGAGCUUGGAUGAUGAAGAAUUCCCUGCAGAGCACGCCUACGUUUUGACCCACGGGGGUGCCCCCGUGCCCUACGUACAUUUUCACCCUGUCUUCGCAAACUCCCUUCCCCUCAUGAACUACCUUCCCCACGCAUGGAAACUCCUGGCCUUUGGCGCUGCCGCCUUCCACGCUGACCCCUCCCACACCCACCUGUAG